GACAUUGCUGAUGCCAGCUCCUCUCCCACUCCGCUCACGCACGGAGACAGAGAUAGGCGAAAGGAGGAUGGAAUCGCAGGGGGAAACGCCGAAGGGAAGGCGAAUAAUGGUGACAUUCGAUAUCGAUGGGACGCUGAUCCGCAGCACUGGGAGCUCCUCCAACCAUCUCCAUCGCCAGGCCUUCGCCCACGCCUUCCUCCAAGUGUUCGGCCUCCAAGACGCCACCAUCGACGUCGUCCAGCAUCAUGGACAAACAGAUCCCUUAAUUCUUGUGAAUGCAGCAAUUCACUAUGGUGUACCUCCUGAUGUUGCUAGAGAAAGACUCCCAGAAAUGAAGUUGAAGAUGAUUGAAUAUGCUAAAGAACAUACAGGAGAAGUUGGAGAAGGAUUAGAGGUUCUUCCAGGUGUCACUUCUUUGUUGGAUAACUUAUCUUCCAACAACGUGACUAUUGGACUGGUCACAGGGAAUUUAGAAGAGAUUGCUUGGAUAAAGAUGGAUGGGUUGGGCAUCAGAAAAUAUUUCACAAUUCCCAAUUUUGGAGGAUUUGGAAGUGAUCAUACUGAUCGUGGGGAGCUAGUGAAGCUUGCAACAGAACGAGGUCAAAAGAUAUCCACUGAACUAUUUGAAUUGCGAGUACAUGUUGGAGAUACACCAAAUGACAUUAAAGCUGCAGAAUAUGGAGGAGCUCUUGCUGUUGGUGUGUGUACAGGUAUAUUUACUGAGGCGGAGCUGAAGCAAGCGAGUUCUGGAACUGCAAUCAUACUUCCUGAUCUUACCGAUAGCAAAGCCUUCAUGAAGCUACUGGGAAUUUAAAUCUGCAGCUGAAGUGGAUCUCUUUGUGAUUCUUCUCAUAAAAGCUCUUGAGACCGUAUACGAGUUACACUUUGCAUUUAAAGCUCUUUAUACUCUAAUGUGAACUGCAAUAAUGUUCCAGAAUUCACAAAAUUGGAAUGGAGCCGCAUUCAAAAGGUGGUACUUUAAAGUC
Molecule: messenger RNA, 986 nt
Organism: Zingiber officinale
Lineage: Eukaryota; Viridiplantae; Streptophyta; Magnoliopsida; Zingiberales; Zingiberaceae
Product: phosphoglycolate phosphatase-like
Exons: 6
Coding region: 11-814 (267 amino acids)
Source: RefSeq, a predicted model, not a curated record